Molecule: messenger RNA, 1761 nt
Organism: Peromyscus leucopus (white-footed mouse)
Lineage: Eukaryota; Metazoa; Chordata; Mammalia; Rodentia; Cricetidae
Gene: Ap1m2
Product: adaptor related protein complex 1 subunit mu 2
Exons: 12
Coding region: 103-1380 (425 amino acids)
Biological process (GO): intracellular protein transport; vesicle-mediated transport
Cellular component (GO): clathrin adaptor complex; clathrin-coated vesicle
Molecular function (GO): clathrin-cargo adaptor activity
Source: RefSeq, a predicted model, not a curated record
ACCUGGCGGCUCACCUGGGUGAGCGCGCUUCCGCAGGAAGAAGGAAGCUGCCCUGCCGCCUCUGCCUCUCGCUCCGGCUUCUCAGCUUCGCCGGCCGCCACCAUGUCGGCCUCGGCAGUCUUCAUUCUGGACGUCAAGGGCAAGCCCCUGAUUAGCCGAAACUACAAAGGUGAUGUGCCCAUGACGGAGAUCGACCACUUCAUGCCACUGCUUAUGCAGCGUGAGGAGGAGGGGGUGCUGGCCCCGCUGCUGAGCCAUGGCCGAGUGCACUUCCUGUGGAUCAAACACAGCAACCUCUACUUGGUGGCCACCACCCUGAAGAACGCCAACGCCUCCCUGGUGUACUCCUUUCUGUACAAGACCGUGGAGGUCUUCUGUGAGUACUUUAAGGAGCUGGAGGAGGAGAGCAUUCGAGAUAACUUUGUCAUUGUGUAUGAGCUGCUGGAUGAGCUCAUGGACUUCGGCUUUCCACAGACCACGGACAGCAAGAUCCUGCAGGAGUACAUCACACAACAGGGCAACAAGCUGGAGACAGGCAAGUCUCGAGUACCACCUACGGUCACCAAUGCUGUUUCAUGGCGCUCCGAGGGGAUCAAGUACAAAAAGAAUGAGGUCUUCAUUGACGUCAUAGAGUCUGUUAACCUUCUGGUCAAUGCCAAUGGCAGUGUCUUGCUCAGCGAGAUUGUGGGCACCAUCAAGCUGAAGGUGUUUUUGUCUGGGAUGCCAGAGCUGCGGCUGGGCCUCAAUGACCGAGUGCUCUUUGAGCUUACUGGCCUUUCAGGCAGCAAGAACAAGUCUGUGGAACUGGAAGAUGUGAAAUUCCACCAGUGUGUGAGGCUUUCGCGCUUUGACAAUGACCGCACCAUCUCCUUCAUCCCCCCAGAUGGGGACUUUGAACUCAUGUCCUACCGCCUCAGCACCCAGGUCAAACCCCUGAUCUGGAUCGAGUCGGUCAUUGAGAAAUUCUCCCACAGCCGAGUGGAGAUCAUGGUCAAGGCUAAGGGGCAAUUUAAGAAGCAGUCAGUGGCCAAUGGCGUGGAAAUAUCUGUGCCUGUUCCCAGUGAUGCAGACUCCCCACGCUUCAAGACCAGUGUGGGCAGUGCCAAGUAUGUGCCUGAGAAGAAUGUUGUCAUUUGGAGUAUCAAGUCCUUCCCUGGCGGCAAAGAGUACUUGAUGCGUGCCCACUUUGGGCUCCCGAGCGUGGAAACUGAGGAGGUGGAGGGCCGGCCACCCAUUGGGGUCAAGUUUGAGAUUCCAUACUUUACAGUUUCUGGCAUCCAGGUCCGUUACAUGAAGAUCAUUGAGAAAAGUGGAUACCAGGCCCUGCCCUGGGUCCGCUACAUCACCCAGAGUGGGGAUUAUCAACUUCGUACCAGCUAGAAGGGAGAUGUGGGCUUUGAACAUGAGUUGAACAUGUGGCUUCCUUCUCAGACACAGCUUCAGACUAUGAAGGCGUGUGCGUGCGUGCGUGCGUGCGUGCGUGUGUUCAUGCUGGGUUGGGGUACUAACAACACAGUCUUGCUGCCAGUGCCCCACCCCCUGUACCUCCCAGCUGUCUAGGAUGGUUGUGUCCCUCAGCCUUGGCGCUCUCCCAUCCUGAUUUUAUAUGAAGAAAUAUAAGAGGACCUGAACUGCCCCUCCCGCUCCGUGAGUGCCUUCUUGCAAUGACCUGCCUUGGGCAGCUCUUUUAUAGCUGCUGAGCCUAGGCCCUGGUGGCCCUCCAUCUGAGUUUUAGGGUGUCAUUAAAAUAAAUCUAACAGC